CUUCUUGGACUGUGGGCGUGUUUGUGUAUUUGUGCAUGUGUGAAGAAGAGCUGAACUCUGCAGACUGGUGAUUUGAACAUAUGACAAGUGAAGCAGAAGUGGAUUAACUGCUGAUUUAUAAUCAGGAAGAAAGGGAGAGGUGAACUGUGGGCUGUAAAGAUCACAAGAAGAGCUGCAUGGGUACAAAUGAUAGGCUCAAAACCAAACCCCCCUUACCCCCCAAACCCCAAAUAAUAUGUGGAACAACACAGAAGGUCCUGGUUUCCCCUCCAAGAACAACCACCACAACUGAUGCACGAUACAGGCCAACCCCUAAGCCUCGCCUACGCAAACUCAGUCACACCCUGAACAAAGCUGACAAUGCAGAUCAAGCCUCUUUGUUUAACACGGACACUGCUGCCUCUAAUGGAUCCAGUGAAAGCCACUCGGUUCCUCCAGCCUGCCCGCUUUCAUGUCCUUGUGUGUGUCAUAACACCAGCCAGAAUAGACCAAAGAAAACCCAAGAGUAUGCGGACAAUUAUAUGAUAACCUCAGAGAAUAAAGUUAAUAAAGAUCCCAAAAGAGUCCCUCCAGAUAUACCUGUUCCUGCAAGACCUCAUGCCAAAGAGCCAUUGAAGAGGAUCAUGAGUAACGGAAGAGCAACUGAUGAUUACAACAAGGGCAUUUUUUCGGAAGCUGACUUACCAAAGCAUGAUGAUAACACAGCACCUAAACGAAAUGAAACUGAACCAAGUAGUGAUGCACUGAAGACCCAUUCACAAAAACCUGUUCCUACUGCCAGGAAGAGGGUUAAAGGAAUCAACGCCACUCAUGAGGAGUAUAAAUAUCAGCAUGAUGAGCAAGCUGAGAGUUUGAGGAUUGAGCUUUGCCAGACACUUUCACUUAAAACCAAAGAGAAACCGAAAAUAAUGAAGAAGAAUUUGGGCAAUGUUAUGCUAUCUGAGGAGGUGGCUGGGUCUCAAGCCAAAGUGUUUCAUAAGAAAAACAGUGUAGAUGAUUUCUACAUUUCUACAAAGCAAAAUAAAUUAUCCGUUUUCAGCAAACCUCCAUCUACAGUUUCUAGCUGUUCACGCAGUCAGUCCUUCCAGGACUGCAACAAAAUGUCAUCAAAAUGGCCUGAACAAUCAAGUGCUGCUAUGCUGUCAUCCUCAGGCUUGAAAGUUAAUAGGAAAGUCAAGAAUGAUGCUUAUUCAUGGGAAAUGCUGGACAAGAAACUCUGGCAGGAACACUGUGUUGUGAAAGAGAGUGGAAUUCUAAAUAAAAUCACCAAGGAGGAGCUUCAUCUUCAGGAGAGUAUUUAUGAAGUGGCAACAUCUGAGCAGUCAUAUCUUGAACGGCUUACUGUUGUUGUGAAUCAUUUCAUGGAAUCUCCAGAAAUAAAUUCAGCUAUAGCUCCCCAAGACCAAAAAUCACUCUUUUCCAGCAUACAUAAAAUAAGAGAAAUCAGUCAGAACUUCCUUGACUCAAUGGUUGAGAACUUGGGUACCGGUUUACUUUGUGAAGAUCUCUGUGAUGUUGUCCUUCAUUACGCCACUGGACCGUUCACUGCUUAUGUGGACUACAUCCGCAAUAUGCCAUGCCAGAAAAACACACUCAUCAACCUGAGGAAAAAGAGCCCUUGCUUUGUGGAGAUCGUAAACAAGCUUCAGGAGGAUCCCUGUUGCAAUCGGCUGACUCUCGACUCUUUCCUUUCGCUGCCUUUUCAGAGGAUCUCUCACAUCAAGGUCUUAAUGGAGACAAUCCUAAAGAGGACAGACUCAAACUCGAAUGUUCAGGCCUCUGCAGAAGCAGCCUUAACAAGGAUUUCUGAGGUGCUGGAUUUAUGCAAUAGGGAAGUGGGUAAGGUGAAGCAGAUUGAGGACCUUGUCAGCAUUGUCAACAAAAUAGAAUUUGAGGGCAAGGCCUUGGCGCUGGUGUCAGCUUCUCGUUGGUUAAUCAGAGAUGGAGAAAUGACUCAGAUCGCUCUGAUUGAGAAUAUGUCUGUCCAGAAGAAAAAUUGCCCUGUACAUUUGAUCCUAUUCAAUGAUUUGCUUCUUGUGGCCUCAAAGAAAGGGUCAGACAGGUAUGUGGUUCAUGAUCAUGUCCACUGUUCCCUCAUUGAGGUCACUGAGGGUGCUAAAGUUGAGGAUGAUCUGGAAGGGUAUGAUGUAAGCAGAGUAUUUCUACUGGCUAUUUUGCAGAACCGUAAAGGAGGCUCAUACCAACUUUUACUACAGGCUUCCACACUAGAAGAGAGAGACAGCUGGCUGGAGGUGCUGAGUAGUGAGGAAGGAGUGUAUAAAGAGUGGGAUUGUCCUCAGGUGCGAUGUAUUGAGGCGUAUAAUGGACAACAACCUGGAGAGCUCAGUCUACAGCUGGGUGACAUAGUCAGCAUCAUCCAGAAAACAACUAACGGUUUAAUGGAAGGUCGGUUUGCAGAUGGGGUGACCGGUUGGUUCCCUGCCAAGUGUGUGAUGGAGAUCGUUAAUGAACAUGUGCGGAGACGCAACCUGCGUCGGCGACACCAUGUCCUCCAGAGAGCUGCUACCGUAGUAAAACAACGCAGAAUAUGUCAGGAACAGCCCACCACUACAUGCUUCAACAAACAUUAAUUAGAAUAUUUAUCUGCAUAUUUAUUCUCAUAGAUCCAAGGCCAAGGUAGUAGGGUCUUUAGGAACAAAAAUAGCACUUGAAACUAAUAGUAUGCAUGUUUUAUAUGAAUUGGUAUUUAUGUGGUUGGUCUACUUUCAACUAUUCAGGGAAAUAAUCUGUAAAAAAUAAUUGAAUCUACAUUAUGAUUAAUAGUCUUUAUUUUAUAAUUUGUAAAGAAAUUAUGAGGAAAAAGGGUUUUGUUAAUGUAAU
This is a messenger RNA of Tachysurus vachellii, 2841 nucleotides long. Its product is annotated as rho guanine nucleotide exchange factor 5. Bases 177 to 2591 code for a protein of 804 amino acids. The record is from RefSeq and is a predicted model, not a curated record. The transcript is spliced from 15 exons. Gene Ontology annotation, molecular function: guanyl-nucleotide exchange factor activity; protein binding. Gene Ontology annotation, biological process: activation of GTPase activity. NCBI's taxonomy places the organism in Eukaryota, Metazoa, Chordata, Actinopteri, Siluriformes, Bagridae.